Messenger RNA from Podospora anserina S mat+, 723 nucleotides. RefSeq lists its product as uncharacterized. Bases 1 to 723 code for a protein of 240 amino acids. The record is from RefSeq and is a predicted model, not a curated record. Gene Ontology annotation, biological process: signal transduction. Gene Ontology annotation, cellular component: cytoplasm. The transcript has 4 exons. Lineage: Eukaryota; Fungi; Ascomycota; Sordariomycetes; Sordariales; Podosporaceae.
AUGGGUCAUGAAGAUGCUGUCUACCUCGCCAAGCUCGCCGAGCAGGCUGAGCGCUAUGAGGAGAUGGUUGAGAACAUGAAGAUCGUUGCCUCCGAGGACCGUGACCUCACCGUUGAGGAGAGGAACCUUCUGUCCGUCGCCUACAAGAAUGUCAUUGGUGCUAGACGCGCUUCGUGGAGAAUUGUCACCUCGAUUGAGCAGAAGGAGGAGUCCAAGGGCAACUCUACCCAGGUCGGCCUUAUCAAGGAGUACCGCCAGAAGAUUGAGGCCGAGCUGGCCAAGAUCUGCGAGGACAUCCUCUCCGUUCUCGACAAGCACCUCAUUCCUUCCGCCAAGACUGGCGAGUCCAAGGUCUUUUACCACAAGAUGAAGGGUGACUACCAUCGUUACCUCGCCGAGUUCGCCGUUGGCGACAAGCGCAAGGAUUCCGCCGACAAGUCCCUCGACGCCUACAAGGCUGCCACCGAGGUUGCCCAGACCGAGCUUCCUCCCACUCACCCCAUCCGUCUUGGUCUUGCCCUCAACUUCUCCGUGUUCUACUAUGAGAUCUUGAACGCUCCCGACCAGGCUUGCCAUCUCGCCAAGCAGGCGUUCGAUGAUGCCAUCGCCGAGCUCGACACCUUGAGCGAGGAGAGCUACAAGGACAGCACCCUUAUCAUGCAGCUGCUCCGCGACAAUUUGGUAUGUGCAGUCCGAUCUAGACGAGGCGGUGCGACGUGCUAA